CCCCAUCCCCUCAUCGCCGCGACACAUCCCAAACAACCACUGCAACAUGGGUUUGGCCUCGAAAAUGGCUGCGGCCAAUGCCGCCGCGGGCAUCCCUCCAGGUGGCCAGCCUGGCUAUCCUGGCCAGCAGCAGUACCAAGCCUAUCCAGGUGCCCAAGGUGCCGGUGCUCCCGGGGGUGGCCCACCAGGACAGCCCCCUCAGGGCCAAUAUGGCGCGCCUCCACCUCAGGGCGGAUACCCGGGCGGACCGCCUCCACCACAGCAAACUCAGAGUAGCCCUGCUGAGAUAGAAGGCUACAAACAGCUUCUACACGCUUGUAUCCAGGAAAAGAAUCUCCAGAGCUUCUAUCCGCCAAACGACCCAAGGAUUAACCAGAUUGCGCAAGAAGCAGGUCCCAAGGUCAACCAGGUCAUCCAGCGAUGGCGUGUCGCAAAGGAGAUUGCAAACGACAUUGUAAAGCUUGCCUUGUACGAUAUUGUUCUCUAUAUUGACGACAGUGGUUCCAUGCAGUUUGAAGAGGAGGGAAGCCGCAUCAAGGACUUGCGCCUUAUUCUGGAGCGAGUUUCUUUUGCUGCCACACUCUUUGAUGCAGAUGGCAUCUCGAUUCGCUUCAUGAACACCGACCUUACCAACGCACGUGACCAACAAGGCCGACCUCUCCAGGAUGGUGUUGCUUCCGAAGCCCAGAUUGAGCAGCUUAUGCGCGGCGUACAAUUCAAGGGCCUCACACCCAUGGGCACUGCUAUGAGGCAAAAGGUCAUUGACGGCAUUGUUCUCCAGAAGGCAAGGAGCGGUCAGCUGCACAAGCCUGUACUGGUCAUUGCCAUCACCGAUGGUCAGCCAGCUGGAGAGCCCCAGAACGCCAUCUUUGACACUAUUCAAUAUGCCUUUGAUUCCCUCAAGAGCACACAGUACGGUCGAGGUGCCGUCGCGUUUGAGUUUGCCCAGGUUGGAAACGAUGAAGCAGCGAGGAAGUUCCUCGGCAAACUCGAUGAGCACCCCCUUAUCGGACCAGAAGUUGAUUGCACCUCGAACUUUGAGAAUGAGCAAGAAGAGAUGAUGCGUGCCAAUCCCCCAGUGGACCUUACACCCGAUCUCUGGAUCAUCAAGCUACUUCUUGGUGCCAUUGACCGAAGCUACGAUGCCAAGGAUGAAAAGACCAACGCACCACCUGGUGGAUACGGCGCGCCUCCAGGCCAGUACGGUGCCCCGCCUCCGGGUCAAUAUGGCGCUCCUCCUCCAGGUCAGUACGGCGCUCCCCCGCCAGGACAAGGUCAAUACGGCGCCCCGCCUCCAGGCCAAUACGGCGCUCCUCCUCCUCCAGGACAAGGACAGUAUGGAGCUCCUCCGCCAGGUCAAUAUGGCGGUGCUCCACCACCAGGCCAGUACGGUCAACGACCACCUCAGGGUGGCCCUGGCGGAUACCCAGGCCAACAGCAGUAUGGAGCACCUCCACCAGGUGGAAGGUACUAGUACUGAACUCCUACCUAUGGUUUGAGUAGCCUGGAGUCAAUCAGACCAAAAUUGAAAAGAAGUGGAUAAAUGUGUCGAGGUAGAGUGAUUGCUAUCCUCUAAUCUGGGUUUGGUGGCUGAGACAUUGUUUUUUUUUAUAAAGCUCGGCUCUAGGUAAUACCGAUUCCUUGCACGAUGCGAAUAUAUCAGUUAUCGUUUAUGCUAUGCUCUCAAAAGCUUCGACAGCUAGUUAUAUUCCCCAAUUGCCUUUGUAGUUAUGAUUCCUGAGUAUGAUGUAGUUAUGAAUCUAAGAGUAUGACAAUGCGAAGUAGAACAGC
Messenger RNA from Exserohilum turcica Et28A, 1791 nucleotides. RefSeq lists its product as uncharacterized. The transcript is spliced from 6 exons. The record is from RefSeq and is a predicted model, not a curated record. The coding region runs from base 47 to 1474 and encodes 475 amino acids. Lineage: Eukaryota; Fungi; Ascomycota; Dothideomycetes; Pleosporales; Pleosporaceae.